AUGCAAUCAACCAGCCAGCCCGUCAUUGUGGUCGGCGCCAGCCUCGUCGGUCUGUCCGCAGCCCUAUGCUUGGCCUCCCACCAAGUACCGACCAUCGUCCUCGAAAAGCACGCCAGCAUGUCCGAGCACCCUCGUGCCAUUGGCUUUACCACCCGAACUCUGGAGAUUUACAGAUCCCUCGGCAUUGAAAACAGCGACCCGGCACCGGAGGAUUUUGUCCUGGAGCGCGUCUCCGUCGAGAGCCAAAAAGAAGAGACGAAGCCUUUGGCUCUCCCGAAGAAGGAAUACUCCGCGGAGCGCGGGUCGGCCAUGCCUCAAGAUAAAUUGGAACCAAGACUGGAAGCAUUGGCGCGCGAGCGUGGCGCGGAUAUCCGUCGCGGGCACCGAGUAUUGAAUGUUGAGCAAGACGAAGGCGGUGUCCUUGUUACUGUAAAAGAUUCGCAAGAUCUCCAGCAUCAAAUCCGGGGAUCCUACCUGAUUGCAGCGGAUGGGAACCGCAGCACCGUCCGCGAACUACUCCAGAUCCCACGCCACGGCCGCGGGUUCAUGCAAACCGUCCGCAGCGUUCUCUUCCACGCCCCACUCGAGCAAUGGACAAAGGGAAUUGUACAAUUCAAUAUCGAACAGCCCGACCUCUCGGCUUUCCUCGUGUCUUACAACGACGGCCGAUGGGCAUUGAUGUUCCGGGAUGACAUUGAGCGCGACGAUGAGACGUACAAAGCCGCAAUCUACCAAGCCGUCGGUAGGGAGGACUUCCCCAUCGAGCUCAUCACAACUGGCCGCUGGGAACUGACUGCCCUCGUGGCAGACACGUUCCGGUCUGGCCGGGUCUUUCUCGCCGGCGAUGCAGCGCACACGUUGCCGCCCAAUCGCGGCGGAUACGGUGCAAACACUGGCAUCCACGACGCACACAAUUUAGCAUGGAAGCUUGCUGCUGUCUUGUCUGGUAAAUCUUCGGCAGAGCUCUUGGACACCUACGAUACCGAGCGACGGCCCGUGGCUCUUCUGCGACAUGAUCAGAUCUUUGUGCGGGCUGAUUACAAGGUACAUCUGGACACGGCCACGCCGGCCGGAGAGAAAAUAGACGACGACGCCAUGGAGUUUGGCCAGAUCUAUUUGUCCAAGGGGAUUGUCGGUGCCGAUGAGAAUUUGCCUCGUGCAAUGAAGCCUGAUGAGUGGGCCGGUCAGCCAGGCACCCAUCUGCCACAUUUCUGGGUCUUGAAGGAUGGCGAGAAGGUUCCAAUCUUGGAUGUUGCCAGCCAGGGCUCUUGGACGUUGGUUUCGGAGACCGGUGAGUGGGCCCAGGUUGUCGCUGAUGUCAACAAGAGGUCGUCGGCUGCGCUCAAGUCGCUCCAGAUCGGGCAUGAUGUCCAACUGGUUCAACCGGGGGAAUUCCAGCAAGCUUUUGGUGUUUCACAAUCAGGUGCUGCUCUCAUUCGACCUGAUGGGUACGUUGCUUGGAGGACGAAGGAGUUGCCAUCUUCAGCGGGGGAAAUUCUUGAUGAGAUCUUGUCGAAGGUUACAUUCAGGGUCUAA
Molecule: messenger RNA, 1536 nt
Organism: Penicillium lagena
Lineage: Eukaryota; Fungi; Ascomycota; Eurotiomycetes; Eurotiales; Aspergillaceae
Exons: 2
Coding region: 1-1536 (511 amino acids)
Molecular function (GO): FAD binding
Source: RefSeq, a predicted model, not a curated record